This is a messenger RNA of Ruditapes philippinarum (Manila clam), 6114 nucleotides long. RefSeq names its product synergin gamma-like. The record is from RefSeq and is a predicted model, not a curated record. The coding region runs from base 75 to 4343 and encodes 1422 amino acids. The transcript is spliced from 20 exons. NCBI's taxonomy places the organism in Eukaryota, Metazoa, Mollusca, Bivalvia, Venerida, Veneridae. Gene Ontology annotation, cellular component: clathrin coat of trans-Golgi network vesicle. Gene Ontology annotation, molecular function: protein binding.
UGAUGAAUUAAAAAUAUGCACCGUUUAAUUAGAAAAAAAUUAUUUUGACAUAUUACUUUUGAAAGGUACUUAAAAUGAAUCCAAACUUAAACCCUAGAGGCUUUCCUCAGCCAAUGCAACAAGGUCAACAGAUGAUGAUACCUCAAGGUCAAAUGAUGCCACAAGGUCAAUUUAUGAAUGCUGGUCAAGGUCACUUUGGAGGGCAAAAUCAAGGACAAAUGGCAAUGAGACCACAGGGAUUUAAUACAAAUAUGGUGGGAAUGCAGAUGAGGCCGAAUAUGGCACCACCAACAUACAAUCAGAGUGUAAACUCAAGACCACCAGGGGUUCAGGCAUUUGGUCAGAGACCUGGGAUGGCCCCACCAUCAUACAAUCAAGCCCUGAACCAAAGUUUUCAGAGGCCAAGAUCUAGUGUACCUGUACGAAAUAAUAGACCUAAUGCAGGAAAAUCUGAAGAGCAGAUACAGAAAGAGAAAUAUUUCCAGCAACAACAGGCAAAGUUGAAACAGUUUGGAAAGACUACCAGUGGGUCUACCCUUGAUCCAAACAAACUGGUGGAUUCCAUAUUUGGUAGUCAGCCGUCUGCAAAACCAAAGCCAAAAGCUACAGAAGCUGUAAAGUCACAGCCUGCCACUAUAGAAACUGAUGACGGUUUUGGAGACUUUUUAAGCAGCCCAGAAAGUAUGGCUCCGCCUCCUGCUACUAUGAACCCGCCCCAACAGAAUAUUAAUACCAGUCCACAGUCAAGUAGCAUUAACACAGUGACACAGUCUGCUGCUAUGACAACACAAACACAAGUUACUACAGAGAAGAAAGACCUGACAGCCAUGAUGUUUGAUAGUUGUGACCUUACAGCUCCACAGAAAGCUAAAGCAUUCCAUAAACCAGCUCUAAAGGAGAUAAAUCCGGUGCAUGUGGUAGCACCGGUCCACCAUACCAGCCACUGCGCCAGACGGUGGGAUAGAAGUGAAGAGCUUUCUGAUCUCUUCAUUCAAGAAGCUGUGAAGGACGAAACCGAAAUUCCAAAGAAACCAGUGAAACAUGUGAGCCCGACAAGUAAACAUCCUCCGAAGCCUCCGCCAUGGCUCAGUGACGACACAUUGAUACCUCCUCUAUAUAAACAAGUCCUCGAGGCUUGUAUAGUAGAUGGUCAGAUUUCUACAGAAAGGUUAUACCCUAUCGUUGUGCUUAGUGGCCUGCCAAAAGAGAUGUUAGGACAGCUGUGGACAUUAUGUAAUAAAACAACACCAGGUCAACUUAUAGUGAAGGAGUUGUACCAGUUAUUAGCUGUCAUAGCUCUAACACAGAAUAAGUUUUUAAGGGUUGCCAAGGUCGAAAAUAUCCCCUUCAGAGUGCCUCCUCUGGCAUUCCCAGUAGCCGGUUCCCAUUUCAAGAUCGGUCAGGGACCACCUCAGUCAGUGGCUCAAAUCCCAGUCCAAACAAUGGGCCAACCUCAGCUUCCAAUGGCUCCAGGUCAAAGUUAUAUCACAGGUCAACAGAUGCAAACUCCAAUAGACAAUAUGGCUGCCAGUUUUAACCAGCCUCAUUCUGGUUCGUUUCCUAGUCAUGUGACUGGUAUCCAGGCAACAAGUAUGACAUCAGCAAUGACAUCAUCACCAGCAACUUUGCCAGUAACACAGCUUCCCUCUGCAGGAAUAUCACCAGGAAUUGUGGGUAAUGUGGUAAAUAUGGCAGCUGAGGAAGAUGACUUUGCAGAUUUUCAAAGUGCAACAGCUCCUGCACAAAAUACAGGUUCCUUAGGAAAUCUUGUAAAAGAUACAAAAGAAAACAUUCAACCACCAGUCAAAGAUCCUUCAAAGUUUCUGUACUCGGAAAAUACUCCAACAUUGUCAACAAGUAAUGCAGAAUCCCUGACACCACAAGAUCUUAAGCAUUCCACAGUAGAGAAUUUCUUCGGGAGUGAUUCCUCAGAAACCAGUCCAGAUGAUGAGUAUUUUGAUGGGUACAAGUCUGCAGACAGCAAACCUUCAGAAAGUUCUAGUCAGUUUAGCACAGACCAAUCAGAAGGGGAAGAUUUUAAAAAUUUUGAGAAUUAUCUUGACGAAUUUCAACGGAAGAAAGACAUGCAAGAUAAAGAGAGCCCUCUCCAUCGGCCAAUCUCUAAAUUUCUCAAUAAAGACAAUACACCACCAUCUCCAAGUAAUUUUUUUAAGAAUCCAACUACACCAGUAAAGAAACUUCCUAUACCAGUCCAAGUUAAACUUUCAGCCAAUCAGAAACCAGUUUCAUCUGAUGAGUUCUCAGAUUUUGCUGAUUUCCAGUCUGCACCUGUAGUUUCAACAGAGAACCAGCCUGAUCCAUUGAAAGCUACACCAUCUGCUAUAGAUCUGAUAGGAGAUGAAGACAAAUAUGCAGCACUUAGAACCUUGGAUUUCUCCUCCCCUCCAGAAAAUGAGCCUGACCUAAUGGGUGAACCAGAACCUGAAGCAGAUACCAAGCCUGUAACUGAUUCUGAUGACAAUUGGGCUGAUUUCCAAACAGCGUCUGGGGACACUGACCAGCCUCAACCAGAAGGUAAUAGCAGUCUAGUGAAUAGUCAGAACAAUGCUUUAAAAUCUGAAGAGGUGUUUCAUUCAGCACUUGAUAGCAAAGAUGACUCAGAUUGGGCGGCUUUUGAUACAGCUAAUGAUGAGAAAAAUGCUGGAUCAGGUUGGUCUUCAUCAACCAAUGAACCAUCUGAUCUUUUCAGUGAUGUUAGUACAAAUAAAAGCAAUGUAAGUGUUCCUGGAGCUCCUAUUGCUUCAGAUCUAAACUUUGGUGCAGUGGAUAAAAGUGAUUCAGAAGAUUGGGCAGGCUUUCAGGAAGGUACAGAUGGAUUUUCAGGCUUUCAAAGCUCUGCAAAUGAUGUCAUUCCAAAAUCUGAUGAUAAAAGUUCGGGUUUAGUAAAUGUUAAAAAAGAUAGGCUUGAAGCAAAUGAAAUUUUAGGCUUAUUCAAAGUGAAAUCAGAACCUAUAAGUUUAAAAAGUAGAGAUGAUGAUACGAGUUUUCCAGUUAGACCUGAUGUAUCUGUGUCUAGUAGCAUGAAUAAAAUGCAUGGAAUAAGUGAUACUCCUCCCAAGAAAGAGAGCUUUUCACCAACUGAGAAGAUGAAACAAAAACAUUUUAGUGAAGAAGAUGACUUCAUGAAACCACCUCCAUUAGAUGACUUUGGUGAUGAUGAUCAUGAUGAUUUUGGAAGUUACUCAAGAGGAUAUGAUUUUGAUGACAUCAUGAAACCCAAAGUACCUGAGAAAAAGAAUGCCUAUGGAGUGUAUGGUGUUAAUGAAACAUUCGUUGUUGAAGGACAUAAGAAAAACGCUGGUGAACCUAAGAAUAUAUCAAUAGAAGUAACUAAAGAUUCAGAUGUUGACAAUGACAGUGAUAGUGUAUCCUCUAAGGACAAUGAUAUUUUCAGAGGGAAGUUUGGUAAAGGAAUGGGUGAAGAUUCACAAUCCAUAGCAAGUUUAGAACUUGUGGUCAAUAGAAGUUUACAGAAUGUCAGAGAUGCAGCCGAAGGGGGAGAUACACAGUCAGUGUCGAGUAAUGACUUUGGAAACUUUGAAGCUGGGGUGAAUCAGGAGAUUCUGCCAGAGUCGAAGUCUUUGGACAGUCUGGACUUGAGACGUGAGGAUACUGUGGAGAAUGGUAGCAGUCAGGAAAGUUCAGAUAAGGAAUCAAAAGAAGAUAGUCCAUCCACUGAUCAUCAAGAUUUUGUGAAGCCAGUGUUUGAUGUAGGAGUGCCUAGCUCAGGUUUACCAAUUAUUGGAGAUCGUUAUAGUGCAAUAAUGCAUGAUGUUCCAGGGAGUGACAAACAUGCAUAUGAAUGGCAGCGUUGCCUUGACAACUGUUGUCGUAUGAUACAAGAUGGCAACAAUAUCUUCAAUUCUAUAAGUAGUUCCAGUGUAUGUAAUGAAGUAAUUAAAUCAUCACAAGGAUCCCAAUAUAUCCAAGGUGUGAUAGAGAUUUACAGAGUUGUGUGUAAAAUCAUGGUCACCAUGAAGAAAACAGGUAUCCAUAGUGAUAAACUAACACAGUUGUUGAAAGAAAUAGACCUUGCCUGGAAUAAUCUUACUGCCUUUCUUGUUGGGGGAUCUGUUAUGCCUGACUCUCAGAGCCUUGAUUUUAGUCAUGGAUAUUUAUUGGACGAUGAUCAGACGUCACAGUAUAGAUCAUGUGGCGUGUGUUUACUGGACGUCGAGAUGAAAGUGAAAGGCGUAGACAAUGAUAAUGAUAACGCGAAACUGACGUAUGGCAGGAGACAGUAUCACGCGGCAUGUGCAAACUUCUGGAUAAAUUGUGUAGAUUCCACUUUACCUGCCUUGAAAUUGCCAGAGCUGUUGUAAAAAAUUGUAUUUAUUGUGGAUUAAGUUAAGUUUUGGUGCCUGGUAUAAGGAUAUUAGGAGAUUGUUUUCAUGUGAGGAACCUGCCCGGAUGUGUGGUUUGGGCUUGAUAUUAAAGGGAAUUUGAGGGAUACUCGGAGACAUCGAGAAUCUGCAUUAAACAGUAUGGCAUAAUUGUCCUCGCCUCACUUUAAGAGGUUGAUUGUGCUAUAAAUAGGAUAUGUUUACAUUGAUGUUGAUAAAGGACAGAUUUUAUUUUAAAAAAUUUUAGGCCUUAACAAUAAAUAAUGCUUUAAUGGAUAUCUUAUUACUUUAUUGACUAAUAUUAUGAGAAAAAAAAUAGGUGAUAGAUUAUAAACACGGAUGUACUGAGCUUUAAGUCAUUAGAUUUGCUUUUAUAAAAUAAUCAGGCAUAUUACUAGAUCCCAAAAAUACAUGUAGAGUGUAAAUGUAGUUUAAAAAAGAAGGUGGAAGUAUAAAGCGGGAAUUUAGAAAUUUGAAAAAAAAAUAUAUUCAAAUGCACAAAAAGGGUGAUAUUUGUGAAAUACAAAAUUCAAUUAUAAAGGAUAUAUUUCAUUUCCACAAAAAAAAACAACAUUUAAAUGUGUUUGGCAAUAGCAUGAAAAACAUGAUAAUUUCACUGUGAGUGGUAUACAUAAUAUCUCACUGGUUCAAGGCAGUAUAUUUCAAUAAAUCGGCAUGUUUAUUAGUCCCCUACCGGUUUAACCGGAGGGGACUUUAGGUUUACCCUCCGUCCGUCUGUCCGUCUGUCUGUCUGUCCGUCUGUCUGUCUGUCAGUCCGUCAGUCCGUCCGUCCACAAAACUGGAUCCCGCGAUAACGCAAAAAGUACUGAAAAUAUUUUUAUGAAACUUGAUAUAUGGAUAGAUGGCAGUAUGGAGAUUAUGCACGUCUUUUUUUUUCUUCCUAUGUUGAAAAUUCUGGUUGCUAUGGCAACAAAUAGUCUGAAAAUAUGGCAAAUUUAACACAUAAACUGGAUCCAGUGAUAACUCAAAAAGUACUGAAAAUAUUUUUAUGAAACUUGAAAUAUGGGUAGAUGGCAGUCUGGAGAUUAUGCACAUCUUUUUCUUUUCUUCCUAUGUUGAAAAUUCUGGUUGCUAUGGCAACAAAUAGCCUGAAUUUCAAGAUUUCUGAUUUAAAUUUUUCAGCUUUUUCACUAUAUGUUCUUUAUUUCUUAAGGUGUUUACUUCAAACUUUAAAUAUAAGUUCCUGGUCAUCAACCACAUCAUAUGUGACAAGGUUUAUAACUCUAGCACAAAAAAUAUCAAUAUUACCUCCCUUGAACUUAGAUUUUUUUAGGGGAAAAAAUGUUGUCUUUUUUAAAUAUCUUCUUUAUUUCCUAAUGUAUCUACUUCAAACUUCAUAUAUAUGUUUCUUAUUAUCACUCGACAUUUUUGAGAAGGUUAAAUACUCUAGCAAGACUAUUUCCAGAAUUAUGUCCCCCUUGAACUUAGAUUUUUUUCGAGAAACUGGUAAUUUAACUCCAACUUCUUCAUUCCUUAUAGGAUUUACUUUAAAAUCCCACAUCGUAAUAAUAUGACAAGGUUGUAUGAACAUAAUUUCCUUACUAAGCAUGGAAACUUAACACAUUACUGUGAUAUAGACAAACUUAUUUUAUUAUGUUUUGUGAUCGAUAUUUUCAAAUACAGACUUCAUCCUCAAAUUCAUUAUAAAUGGCAAUACACAGGAGUGUAUGACAAUUAAAGAACUUUUAAGGGACCGGUAGGGGACUACUGUAUUGCCCGCAAUACUAUC